This is a messenger RNA of Perca flavescens (yellow perch), 1849 nucleotides long. It is a transcript of the gene asah1b, whose product is annotated as N-acylsphingosine amidohydrolase (acid ceramidase) 1b. Gene Ontology annotation, cellular component: lysosome. Gene Ontology annotation, molecular function: fatty acid amide hydrolase activity; N-acylsphingosine amidohydrolase activity. The record is from RefSeq and is a predicted model, not a curated record. Lineage: Eukaryota; Metazoa; Chordata; Actinopteri; Perciformes; Percidae. Gene Ontology annotation, biological process: fatty acid metabolic process. The transcript is spliced from 14 exons. Bases 89 to 1267 code for a protein of 392 amino acids.
GCACGAGGUAAACAGUAGCGGCUUCCGCAGUAAACUUGGUAUAUUAGCAGCCACAGUACAGCACCAGUCUGGGUGAAAUCCUUCAAAAAUGGGCCACUGUGUUUUCCUCAUUUUAGCGGCUUUGUUUUCCGUCACAUCGACACAGUUUAUCCCGCCGUACACAGAAGAAUGUCGGACAGAAAUGUAUCCACCAAAGGGUCCCACGUUCAGAGGAGCUGUCGGUUGGUACACAGUGGACCUUGACCUACCGCCCAGCAAGAGAUGGACAGCUCUAAUCACUGACAAAAAAACUGAUCUGGUCAACAUGAUCCAGGCCAUCCGAGACUUGGCUAAUGCGUUUGUGCCCAGUGGAAGGCUGAUUGAGCUGGUUGACAUUACGCUGCCUUUGAUGGUGGACACUCUCCCAAACCCUUUCGGUGAUGAAAUCAAAGGAAUUGCAGCUGCUUCAGGGAUUCCUCUUGGUGAAGUCGUCUUGUUCAACAUCUUCUAUGAGGUGUUCACUGUGUGCACAUCAGUUGUUGCAGAAGACAAUAAGGGUAACCUCAUUCAUGGUAGAAAUCUGGAUUUUGGAUUAUUUAUGGGCUGGGAUGUGAAAAACAAGUCAUGGAUCAUUAGUGAGAAGCUGAAGCCUCUGGUUGUCAACCUCGACUUCAAGAGAAAUAAUCAGACCGUCUUCAAGUCUACAAACUUUGCUGGAUACGUUGGCAUGCUGACUGGCAUCAAGCCUCACACAUUCACUCUGACUAUGAAUGAGCGCUUCAGUCUCGAUGGAGGAUACAUUGGAAUCCUGGAGUGGAUCUUGGGGAAGAGAGAUGGGAUGUGGAUGAGCUUCCUCACUCGCUCAGUCCUAGAAAAUGCAACCAGCUAUGAGGAAGCCAAAAGUCGCCUGGCUCAGACCAAGCUGCUGGCUCCAGCUUACUUCAUCCUCGGAGGAAACCAGACCGGCCAGGGCUGCAUCAUCACACGGUCCAGACUGCUCAGCAUUGAUCUCUUGGAGAUUGACCUGAAGCUGGGCCGGUGGUACGUCCUGGAGACCAACUACGACCACUGGAAGGAUCCUUUUUUCCUGGAUGAUCGCAGAACUCCUGCCGUGAGGUGCAUGAACCAGACCACACAGACAAAUGUCUCCCUGAAGACAAUGUAUGAUGUCCUCUCCACCAAACCAGUGCUAAACAAGUUGACCACAUACACAACACUGAUGCAAGUGUCUGAGGGAAAACUGGAGUCGUAUAUCCGCGACUGCCCGAAUCCCUGCAUGCCCUGGUAACACUCCAACCACUGAACCCUGAACAGUUUGUAAAUGCCUAUCUGCAUGGAGAAGCUGUGAUAAAGACAAGCUCAGCUGAUCUUGGGGCAGAAGUGGAUUUUGUUCCUUUUGAACGGUUUGCACAACUAUCAAAUCACAUGAACCAAAGUUUGUCUUGAUAUUUUGUGUUUUGGUUUCCAAACUAUUCAGGAAUACUUAAAAGCUUUGAAAAUACUGAAUAUUAUGUUUGUUUUUUCUGUCCCCUCAGUAAUUUUUACUGUAAUGGGUUAUUUGCAAAAUGAGUUAAUCAGUGAUCUCACCAUGGGCAUAGGGACCCCUGAGAUAAAGGCAUGUGUGUAAUUUCAAUUAAUGCAAAAUAUGGUUACAUUUUUUAGUUGGAUUUCUCAAAUCCACUCACCAUUUAGUGCCUCCACACUGUAGCCCUGCUUUAUUAGUUUUUGUUUUUGAAUCCAGGUCAAAGUCAAAAUGUUGACCUAGGUUAGUUACAGUCACUGUCUCACUGAUCACUGACCAUUUUACACACUGAUACUGACCAAUGUACCUCAUGGAUUAAGAUGUUUAAUAAAAUGAUUCCCAAAUUUA